CAACAGGACAGUUUGCCAUCUCUGUGGUGUUUAGGAAGUGAGCCGAUCAUCUUGUUACAUUGUAGAAAUAAUGAAUCGCCUUAGCUUACCAAGCAGCUCAUCAUCAUCGUCAUCUCGGAGGACCUGGAAAUACGAAGUGUUUCUAAGUUUCAGAGGUGAGGAUACUCGCAACAGUUUCACUGGUCAUCUCCAUGCUGCUCUUCAACGAAAAGGUAUAUAUACCUUCAAGGAUGAUAAAAAGCUCCAGCGAGGAAAACGUAUUCGACCCGAACUCCUCAAAGCUAUUGAGCAGUCCAGGAUUUCAAUCGUCGUCUUCUCCAAAAAUUAUGCUGAUUCAUCAUGGUGCUUGGACGAACUGGCAAAGAUCUGUGAGGGAAUCGCAGAACCGGGAUACACUGUUCUUCCAAUUUUCUACGAUGUCGAUCCAUCUGAGGUACGGAAUCAGAGGGGGGAUUUCGAAGAAGCCUUUAAUAAACAUAAGCAAAGCUCAAGUGACAGAGUACAGAGAUGGAAGACAGCUUUGAGACAAGCAGCCGAUCUCUCUGGUUAUGAUGUGAGGAAUAAAUCAGAGUCUGACGUUAUUGAUCAAAUCGUUCUGGAAGUAACCCAUACACUAAAACAUAGAUUCUCAAGUCUGGCAGAGGAUCUAAUUGGGAUGCAAUCUCGUGCAGAAGCUUUUGAAAAGCUUCUAAAUCUAGACUCAUCAGAUGAUCAUGCUCAAUUUGUAGGGAUUCUGGGAAUGCCCGGAGUAGGAAAGACUACUCUUGCUGCUGUUGUAUACGAUAGAAUUUCCCACCAAUUUGAUGCUUGUUGUCUUCUUCUUGAUGUGAGUAAAGUUCACAAGGGUCCUGGUCUUGUCCGUCUACAAAAACAGCUCCUUUGCGAAGCAGUGGGGAAAGAUCAAGAGGUUUGGGAGGAUCACACAGGAACCAAUUUAAUAAGAACUAGGCUUUGUAACUGCAAAACUCUUAUUGUUGUUGAUAAUGUUGAUCAUGAUGAACAAUUGCAGAAAUUGGUUGGAAAGCCUGAGUGGUUUGGUCCUGGGAGUAGAAUCAUCAUAACAACUAGAGAUGAGAAAAUCCUGGAGAGACAUGGAGUGAAAGUGAAUAAAGUUUACAAGGUUGAACUACUGAAUGAUGAAGAAGCUCUUCAACUUCUUUGUAGAAGAGCCUUUAAAAGUGAUGAUCCUGAAGAUGAAUUUGAAGAGUUGACUCAUAAUCUUCUACAAUAUUCUAAGGCCCUUCCAUUGGCAAUCAAAGUGCUAGGUUCCUCUUUGUUUAAGAGGCAACAAUCAGAGUGGCGAGCACAGUUGGAUAGAUUGAAAGAAAAUCCCAACCAAGAGGUUAUGGGAGUGCUGGAAACAAGUUUAUUUUUGCUUGAGCAAAGCGACAAGGAUAUAUUUUUGGAUGUUGCUUGUUUCUUCAAGGGAGAAGAUGAGAACUAUGCCAGAAAAAUCCUACACCAUUGUGGAUUUAAUCCUGAGCUUGGAAUUAACAUUCUGUGUGAAAGAUCACUCAUGGUCAUUGUCAAUGAAAGAAUCUGGAUGCAUGAUUUGCUUCAAGAACUGGGAUGGAAGUUUGCAAAGGGAGAAUUUCCUCAAGAGCCAGCAAAGUGGAGCAGACUCUGGUUGUACAAAGAUCUUCAAGCUGUAAAGACAGGAACCGAAAAAGUUGAAGCCAUCGUCUUGAAGGAGGAAGAUAUAGAUCUGAAUGAGAUGCUGCCAUUGAGGGCUGAAGCUUUAUCACAAAUGACUCGCCUCAGACUAAUUAUAUUCCCUCAUGUGAAAUUUUCAGGAAAGCAGCUGAAUAAUCUCUCCAAUGAUUUACGAUUUCUUUCAUGGCAUAAAUUUCCUUUCAGCUAUUUACCAUCAAGUUUUGAGCCAGCUGAACUUGCUGAACUCAUCAUGCCUGAUAGCAAUGCAAGACUAUUGUGGGAAGGCAUAAAGACCAUGCCAAAGUUGAAGAUCAUGGAUCUACGUGGCUCUAAAAACCUAAUCAAGACGCCAAAUCUUAGAGGAGUGAAAAAUCUUGAGAAGCUAGACCUUGAAGGAUGUAGUGGAUUAUUAGAGGUUGACGCAUCCACUGGAGAUCUUCGGAAGCUGACGUCACUGAAUUUGAGAAACUGUGAUCGUCUAAUCAGUAUCCCGAACACCUUAUUUCUUUCAACUUCUCUUGAAACUUUGAAUCUUCCUGGCUGUUUCAAACUUGCUCAACGCUUGAAUUUCCAAGGACCUCGAUAGAACUAAACCCAAAAUGAGCAAAUGAAACAACACCAAAUAAAGUAUCUUUAAUUUGUCAGUUUCUUUUCGUUCUCUCUUUUGUUUUUAUUUUUUCUUUUUUGGGGGCCAUGUUAAAGACAAUGUGUUGUCAUUAUAUGAUAAUUACUUGUAAACUU
Molecule: messenger RNA, 2394 nt
Organism: Prosopis cineraria
Lineage: Eukaryota; Viridiplantae; Streptophyta; Magnoliopsida; Fabales; Fabaceae
Product: disease resistance protein RUN1-like
Exons: 4
Coding region: 71-2239 (722 amino acids)
Biological process (GO): defense response; signal transduction
Molecular function (GO): ADP binding
Source: RefSeq, a predicted model, not a curated record